GUGAACAACGAAGCGUUAAACUUAGUCUCGAUAGGUUUACAAUUUAAAAAAAAAAUUAACAGUUAAUCAUCUGCAUUUGUGGGUUUGGGGUUAUCCACAAAAAUGAGCGAGAACCACGAAGGAGAGCAGCGGGAGCAAUGCGAAGAGGCCAGGUUUGUGGAUGAAAACUAUGCAGACCUUAUUCAAAACGUUACUCCAGUGAUGCCAAUAGCAGAUGAACUAUACAACAAGGGCAUGAUACAUGCUGAAAAAUAUGCAGAGAUCAAAGCAGAAAAAAUAGACCAGGAAAAAAUGAGAAAAAUUUUGGAAUCAUUAAAGUCUGACAACUUCAAAACCGCCUUUUAUUAUUUGCUGGAAAAACAUGCAAAACACCUCUUCAAUGACCUGGGUGGUGUCAGCAGGAAACGCAAGCUUGCUGAUCCUGAAUGCUCAGUACCAUGUAAAAGACUUAAUACUGAGAGUAUAAAACAAGACAGCCCUAACUAUAACAAUGCUAGUAACUCAGCACCAAGACCAGCACCAACAUACAUUGUGACCAACAUAGUAAAUGAAAGACCUCAUAACCUGGACAAUAUUACCAACAUAAAUGAAAUGAUUGCCAAAAAAGAGAAGAAGCCUCCCGCACCCAAGGCGGCGAAGAAGCCUCCCGCACCCAAGGCGGCGAAGAAACCUCCCGCACCCAAGGCGGCGAAGAAACCUCCCGCACCCAAGAAAGCGAAAUAACCUCCCGCACCCAAGAAAGCGAAAUAACCUCCCGCACCCAUGAAAGCGAAGUAACCUCCCGCACCCAAGAAAGCGAAGAAACCUUCCACACCCAUGAAAGCGAAGUAACCUCCCGCACCCAAGAAAGCGAA
Sinocyclocheilus grahami is the source of this 854-nucleotide messenger RNA. RefSeq lists its product as uncharacterized. NCBI's taxonomy places the organism in Eukaryota, Metazoa, Chordata, Actinopteri, Cypriniformes, Cyprinidae. Gene Ontology annotation, biological process: regulation of apoptotic process. The record is from RefSeq and is a predicted model, not a curated record. The coding region runs from base 103 to 723 and encodes 206 amino acids. The transcript is spliced from 5 exons.